Molecule: messenger RNA, 3012 nt
Organism: Ictalurus furcatus (blue catfish)
Lineage: Eukaryota; Metazoa; Chordata; Actinopteri; Siluriformes; Ictaluridae
Product: cationic amino acid transporter 2-like
Exons: 12
Coding region: 637-2457 (606 amino acids)
Biological process (GO): transmembrane transport; amino acid transport
Cellular component (GO): plasma membrane
Molecular function (GO): amino acid transmembrane transporter activity
Source: RefSeq, a predicted model, not a curated record
CAUUGAGACGUUAGACACUGAGACGUUUUACAGUUUAAUGCUCACUCUCACAUCCUGGUGGAAAAAGCAGCGUAAUAAUACAUCCGCAGCACUAAGAGGACAUUCCUGGAACAGUGUACAUGGUGAACAAACACUUCGUAUCAGUUAAGUGAGGAAACAUAUUUACUUUUUUAAACUUAUCUGCGGGAUUAGAAAAUGCGCCCCUUCAUAUGGGACAGAUAUUCAUAUCAGUAAUGUUGGUAGCAGUAUUUAACAGCAGUUCCUUUCUUUAAUCUCACUACAAUAACACCAUGUGAACUAAUAACACACUCGUUUUACUCCCUAUAAGGCAUGACCCCGGCUUUCACUGAGACCAUGAGCGCCGGGCCACAGCGUGAGUCUGAUAUUUCUUCAGUUCCCUGCUUAGAUCACAAUAUGACAUUGAGCACAAUUUUUAAUGCGACUUCCCAGACUAAUUUUAGACUCCGUCCCCAUGCGACUCCUGCCAUCAGCAAUCUCAUAUCACACAGCUGAUAAAACGGUUUGCUGUAUAGGCGGGAUUUAUACAAUGACCCACGGUUUAUAAUGACACAACAUAUUUUUUUCUUUCUCUUAGUCACUCCAGCCUGAGAAGAGAAUUAUAUACAGACAAGGAUCAUGUCCUGGCACAAGGUCGGUUCGUUCCUGCGUGGCCUGUCCCGCAGGAAGCCUCUAGAACCCGAAGGCGAAGAGUCGACGUUCCGGCGGUGUCUCGGCACGGUAGACCUGGUGGCUCUCGGCGUGGGGAGCACGCUGGGCGCCGGCGUCUACGUGCUCUCUGGUGAGGUGGCCAGAUCUCUGUCUGGCCCCAGCAUCAUCAUCUCCUUCCUCAUCGCCGCUCUGGCCUCCAUCUUCGCCGGACUCUGCUACGCUGAAUUCGGCUCCCGCGUACCCAAGACGGGAUCGGCCUACCUCUACAGCUACGUGACUGUGGGCGAGGUGUGGGCUUUCAUCACGGGGUGGAACCUGCUGCUCUCCUACAUCAUAGGUGCCUCCAGCGUGGCCCGAGCCUGGAGUGGUACUUUUGAUGAUAUGAUCGGAAACGUGAUGUCGAAUUACUUCAGCAAACACGCAGCCAUGGGUCUUCCAGGCCUGGCUCCGUACCCAGACUUCUUUGCAGCUGGCCUUAUUAUGCUUCUGGCUGGUCUUCUUGCGUUUGGUGUGAAAGAAUCAACGACGGUCAACAAGGUCUUCACGAGCGUUAACAUACUGGUGUUGGUGUUCAUCAUCAUCACUGGCUUCAUCAAGGGGAAACUGGAGAACUGGUACAUCAGUGAGGAAACCUUACGGAACAUCACAGCAGAACUUGAAAACCUGACAUCCACGCUGAACGUGACCUCCGAGUUCGGGCGCGGCGGCUUUUUCCCAUACGGCUUUGAGGGCACGCUGGCCGGAGCUGCGACUUGUUUCUACGCGUUCGUAGGCUUUGACUGCAUUGCGACUACGGGUGAGGAAGUGAAGAACCCUCAGAAGUCCAUCCCGCUGGGGAUCGUCUUUGCGCUGCUGAUCUGUUUCCUGGCUUAUUUCGGCGUUUCAGCCGCUCUCACGCUGAUGAUGCCGUACUACCUGCUGAACAUCCACAGCCCUCUGCCAGUCGCCUUCACCUACGUGGGCUGGGCCACCGCCAAGUACGUCGUCGCUGUGGGAUCCCUCUGUGCGCUCUCUACUAGCCUGCUGGGGUCCAUGUUCCCGAUGCCUCGAGUGAUCUUCGCCAUGGCUAGAGACGGCCUCCUCUUUAAAGUGCUGCGUAAAGUCAGCUCGAGGCAAAGUCCCGCCAUGGCCACCCUCACCUCCGGCUCUGUGGCAGCUAUAAUGGCGCUGUUAUUCGACCUGAAGGCGCUGGUUGAUAUGAUGUCGAUCGGGACGCUGUUCGCCUACACCCUCGUGGCCAUUUGCAUUCUCAUACUGAGGUACCGUGAGAGUCCAUCUCUGGAGAAUGAAAUAAGCUUCACUCCACGGUCAAAGUUGGGGUUUUUAAAUCCCCCGUCGUACCCAACCAAGGAAACGUCGAACACCGUCAUCAUCUGCACCGUGUUUAUCAUCGUCUUGGUGGUGGUCCUGACCGUCCUGCUGUCCAAAGCCAUCACAUCACUGCUGCUGCUGGAGGUCUGGAGUCUGGUGUGUGUGUCUGUGAUCCUCUUCUUAAUGCUGCUCUGCACGCUGCUGAUCUGGAGGCAGCCUCAGAAUCCCACUAAAGCAGCCUUCAUGGUGCCUUUUCUGCCUUUACUUCCUGUGGUGAGUUCAUUCAUCAACAUUUACCUGAUGAUUCAGCUCGGAGGCGCCACCUGGAUCCGCUACGCCGUCUGGAUGGCUGUGGGACUCCUGAUCUACUUCGGGUACGGCGUGAGGAACAGCGUGCAGAAGCAGAGGCUGCUGGGAAACCUGAGCAACAUGGAAACUACAGAGGAAAUGCCAGAGAAAGACAUGACCAAAGGAUAACACUCAUAAGACCGGCGGCUGAUAGCCAAAUAAUACGUUUAACGAUCAUCUAAUUAUUGACAUAAUAAUAAUACGAGCAAUAACAAUUUUCUUUAACACGCGUGAAUGUACGAUAUAAUGGCGAGACAAUUUGCCGAUUGUGUGUAUGUGCUUUAAUAAAGAAAGGUUACAUAUUUUGAACAGAGCUGUCGACACACAGUGCUCUGAUAACUGAUGCUUUAUGGGCUGAUUUUUUACAAAUAUUCACCCCCACAAAAAAUAAAUAAAUAAAUAAAUUACAUAAAGCCCAAGCUUUACGUAAGAGCACUGUCGUAAAGCGGUUAUGAAUCCGUUCCUUUAUCUUUAUCCAAGUUCUUUAGGAAUCCAAACCGAGUGGGUCCGUAAACGGUUGGAAUUAAACUCGACUUCGGACGAGUUCGGAUCGAAGCGAAUAAUCACUGACAUGCUUUGGGAAAAUAAUGAAACAAAGCCCAACAGGGUUCUUACUAAAUACCACUUUAAUGCUUGAAACCUUCAAAAGAAGAACAUUCGUAAUAACGUAGAGAUUAGCAGUGA